AUGGAACCACUACCGAAUAAAAUUCUUCUUCAUAUCUUUUCUUAUCUAACAUGUCAUUUUGAUGGAACAUAUUCAAUUGCUUGUGGUCUUAGUUAUGAAUUGUUGUUUAAUGAUAAAAAAAAACUUGGUUUACCUAAUCUUAAAUCACUUAUUCUUACUCGAUUUAUAUCAAUUGAAUCAGUAGUUCAAAAUUUAUGUUAUCUUAUUGAACAUCAAUUAGAUGAAUAUACAUUAACAUUUCAUCACCAAGUGUUCAGACGAGCUUUUUAUGAAAAUACACAUUCAUCAAUGGCUUCUGAUAUAGGUAAUCAAUCGUUUAUUUGA
This is a messenger RNA of Rotaria sp. Silwood1, 324 nucleotides long. The record is from the annotation of a GenBank genome assembly. Lineage: Eukaryota; Metazoa; Rotifera; Eurotatoria; Philodinida; Philodinidae.